GCCAUUCGGUGCGGGUGUCCGGGCGGCAGCGACUGGGCCGCGGCGUCGAGUGUUUCCGAAGCCCCAGGGCCUGAGGCCGCCGGGGGGCAGCGAGCGGGCGGGGGGCCGGUGUCCCGGGCCGGCCGAGGGGAGGGAGCGGGCGAGGGGCCGAGGGGGAGCAGCUCCCCGAGCCGGGCGGGCGGUGAGGAGAGGCCGGGCGGGCGGCGGGGAUGGGGCAGGAGGCAGGCGAGGCCCAGGCCCGGGGCCCCGGGCAGCUGCGCCGGGAGAGGUCGCGGGACGCGGCCCGGAGCCGCCGCGGCCGGGAGACCGAGGUGAUGUGCGAGCUGGCCCGGCAGCUGCCGCUGCCCCGCGGCGCCGCCUCCCACCUGGACAAGGCCUCGGUCAUACGGUUGGCCAUCAGCUACCUGCGGCUCCGCACCCUGCUCCGGCCAGUGCCAGCAGAGAGUGACAUGGCCGUACGGCUGAAUUCCCUUUAUCUCCGAGCCCUCAAUGGCUUCUUCAUGGUGCUGACAGAAGAAGGCGACAUAGUUUACCUGUCAGAGAACGUCGACAAAUAUCUCGGGCUGACCCAGCUUGCUCUGAUCGGACACAGCAUCUUUGAGUUCACCCACCCCUGUGAUGAGGAGGAGGUGAAGGAUCUGCUGAUGGCACGUCAAGGGCUCACAGUGAAACAGGAAGCGCUGGCUCAGAAAGACUUCUUCAUGAGGAUGAAAUCGACACUGGUCAAUGGGAAACGGACUGUCGCCAUCAGAUCAGCAACGUGGCGAGUGCUGCACUGUACGGGGCACAUAAAAAGAUGCAAGGUGAACAGCAAAACUCCUCUGAGCUGCACCUUCCCAGAGCCUCCAAUGUCCUUCCUACUGAUGAUCUGUGAGCCCAUCCCUGACCCUUCCAACGUCGAGGUCCUGUUGGACAGUAAAUCCUUCCUGAGUCGGCACAGCAUGGACAUGAAGUUCACCUACUGCGACCCACGAGUCACCGAGCUCAUUGGCCACCACCCAGACUCGCUGCUGGGUCACACCGCCUAUGAAUUCUACCAUUCGUUGGACUCUGACCACAUGACCAAGAUGCACCAAACCUUGCUGAGUAAGGGACAGGUCACCUCUGGUCAGUACCGCUUUCUGGCCAAGAGCGGAGGGUACGUUUGGUUGGAGACACAAGCCACCGUGAUCUACAGUGGUGACAACAUGAAGCCUCAAAGCAUUGUCUGCGUCAACUUUGUGCUCAGUGCUGUGGAAGAUGACACCCUCAUCCUCUCCCUGAACCAGAGCAGAAGACUCCAGGAGCCUGCUGCUGAUGCCAGGAAAGCCCAGGACCUCUUCGUCCAGCAGAAUGAGAAUCCCACCAACGUGGAAGAGCUGGCACUAAGCUGUGUAGAUAUUGUUAUCUCCCUGGAUUUGAAAGACCGAUUGGAUUCAAGCGCAUUCCACUUCACCAGGAAGCUCCCUGAAGGCAGUGAGGUGCCCCUGUCACCUGAGGACUUCUGCAGUCCCGCACUCUGCAAAUUACUCUCGCCCAUCUUUGACCAUCAGCUGAAGCUGAGACCCAACAGUGGCCAAGAGACGGAGCCAGGGCCACGGAAUGAAGCUGGUGAGGCAGAGAGUGGGGCUGCUGUGGCCACACCAGAUGGCAGCACAAGCUCAAAGGCAGAGUCCCAGGACCUGGACUUGGAGAUGUUAGCACCAUACAUCUCCAUGGAGGAAGACUUCCAGCUGAACAGCUUUGAGUUAUUAGCUGAAGGAAUGGAGAACCUGGUUUGCCCUGAUGAACGCCCAGUCACAGAGCCCAACGAGUGCAGCAACAAAUGGCGAGACAAUCAGGGUCUGGCCAAAAUGUUGACCGAUUGCAAGACCACGCAUUCUGACACUUUGAGCAGCUCCCACAUAGCCCAGCCCAGAGAGAGGCAGACUGAAGUCCCCUGUGCUCCAAGAGACCCUAUUGUCUCGCAACACUCCAGCAGUGGAGUCAGUCAGAGCAAGGUACAAGCAUAUAGCCCCAGCAACCAGCCCCUUGUGUUUGGAGGUCCAGCAUUCACUGCAACUGUGGAGAAGGUUCUCCGAGCGAUAUUCCAGCCUCAAGACACCGUCAAUUCCUCGGAGCCUGGAGCUUGCAAGUCACCCAGUACUGGACAGGAUGCAGCAACACCAAAGGCUGGAGCGAGGCUUGAACCCACUGACCCAUUGGAUGCUGGAUGUACAGAGAGUGAAAGGAACCAGUACACGCCAUCCACAAACAGGUCACUCAUUGAGAAGGGUUUCAAGGGAGACCAGAAACAGCAAGAACUCCAGACACGGGCCCUCCGCAAACGCAAACACAGUCAGGAGCACGAGAAUGGACUGGAGUUGGAUACUUCAGGAGUUACGGAUCUCGGUAUUGCAACAAAGCGAGUGAACGUCGUAACCAGUCAGCUGACCCUUUCACUCCAACUCCACGAAUGACACUGACUAUGCACCUGCUUCAGACAGAGGGGUCUGCUGACCGUGGGGUCAAUGCUCCAUUACUGGAAACCCAUCCACUGCAGGAAGCAGAGUUACUGAUCACACUGGACCAGGUCUCCUGAGGUCCUUGCUCCACACAAAUGCCCUUCUCUGACAAUCAUCCUCAGACUCCACACUCUGUCUCGAUGUAGGGUGAGGCCUGGUUCAUCCCUGCACCUUGGUCAAAGCAGAGGUUUCUCCUAGUACCAUAACCCACUCUUUAGCCACAACAGGAAACACUGACCACAGAUUGGUGUACGCAUGAGGCUCAUGUCCCUUCACACAUGCAGCACCACCUUUCUUUCCCCUGUUCAUUUAUCUCCUCAUAGCUGUUCCUGGCAUAUUCAUUUAUCCAAGAUUUACUACACAACUACCUCAGUCUAAAUGAAAUCUUGCAAAUCUGAAAUAAAACCACAAUUUACAGGCACCACACAGCAAGUCAGGAAGCAUCUGUGGAGAGAGAGAGAAAGAGUUGCCACUUGAAGCUGAUGACUUCUGCUGGAAGGUCAUUUCCAGCAAUCAUUUCAAUCAUCUCUUCCACUACUAAGCCUGAAGAUUCCUCUCUAUAACAGCAACAACUUGCAUUUACAUUGUGCCCUUUUUUAAAAAAAAACAAGAGAACAAAGGAAUUAUCUAGAAAGCCAGUUGUUAAAAGUGCUUUAAGGAAAAUUUAGAAAGGCAGUGAGGUUUUGAGAGGACAUUCAAGAACUUGUACUCCAAAGAGCUAAAGCAGAGAAAGGCAGAGUGAUGUUGCUGAAAUACAAAUGCAAGGUUUUGUUGCUGUAGGUGGCUACCGUCCCCAAGUUGUUUAGGGGAAGGUAUAACAGAGGCAGGAACCCAGGCUCUGUGAAAGUAGAGACUUGUGAACCUUUCAGUGCUGGGCAUCCAGUUGCUUGCUGAGAGCGCGAUAUAGUGCAGUAAACAGUAGGAGUAGAUGGAAAUGUACACUAGGAGCAGAAGUUGGGCUUCAGUCCCAUUUUAACCCCUUUUGACCAAAAAUCCAUUUCAGCCUUGAAUAUAUUCUUGUGUGUAGGGUGGCUGAGACAUUGUGGCAUCUUUGCCUCCCUCCAAAACUCAACAAUACUGGCCACAAUAACGAUUGCAAAAGCAUCCUCGUGUUUCCUGUGAAAGGACGAACUGUUAACCACACGUGCAGCCAAGCUGCACAUACAAUAUGCAUCUUACAGAAAGGCGUUCAGCACAUUGCCACGUGCUAAGGAAAACUCCCAUCUCUUAUUCAGGUGGAAGUAACCCCAGUGUCUCUGGUAACUUGCCAUGGUGCUACACAGUGCUACACUUCCAAGCAUUAAACAUUGACCUCCAGAGAACAAAACAGGAGAAAAAUCAUGAGGCAUUAAAACAAAUGUUUUUAGUUUACUUUAAGGUUUUUGUUUUAUAGAUUUACAUGUACUAGAGUUGGGAAAGUAGUCAAGAAUUACUCAGUCAUUAUUGAAGGGUUUUCGCAAUCUGAUUGGUGCAAAAGGGAGGCUGGGCUUUGAUGGGCACAGCAACCAGCCACUGGAGGGAGGAGCAGCAUGGGGCAGGGUAAGAUGAAAUCUCCAGAACACCUAGCCAACCAGCACCAACAAUCCAACUUGUUGGCAAAGGUUACACCUUCAUGGAGUGCAAUAACUGAACAGGAAAGUCCUGUUACAAUCUCUUGUAAACAGCAAUUCCCUCUCACCAUUCUCAUGCUGGGAAUUAUGUCUCCAGCUUCCAUGACCAGGAACUCCCUCCACCUCCCCCAACUGCCCUCCUGCUCAUGAACAGCACCUUCCAUCAUUGCCCUGCCCACAGAAGGCUGAUUCAGUGGCUCUGGACAGAUCUGUGAUCAAAAUGGCAUGAUUUCUUGUUAUACAAAUCCUGUAGAUCUGAGUGUUCAGAAUAAUAACCUGUGGUGUUGUCAUAAUUAAAUGUUUAUCUUUGAAGUAUGUAAUCAAAGGAUCUCAAUAAUACAGGAAAUAAAACAAAUUUCAGUA
Molecule: messenger RNA, 4456 nt
Organism: Pristis pectinata (smalltooth sawfish)
Lineage: Eukaryota; Metazoa; Chordata; Chondrichthyes; Rhinopristiformes; Pristidae
Product: hypoxia-inducible factor 1-alpha-like
Exons: 13
Coding region: 210-2438 (742 amino acids)
Biological process (GO): cellular response to hypoxia; regulation of transcription by RNA polymerase II
Molecular function (GO): protein dimerization activity; DNA-binding transcription factor activity, RNA polymerase II-specific; RNA polymerase II transcription regulatory region sequence-specific DNA binding
Source: RefSeq, a predicted model, not a curated record